UACUUCCACUGACCUGCCGGCCGGCCCUCCAGCACUGCCGAGGAAACACCCGUGAAAUGGGGACCGGGGUGCUCGGAACAUUCCUCCAACACACCCCGCGAACUUAAGGUGUCUCUACAUACCUUCAGACCGGGUGCGGAGAUCCGACACGGUUCUCUGGACGGGCGGCAUCUCUCCGCGCAGAGCCGGGAGACGGCACCUGUCAACGCGGCCGUUAGUUCUGCUCCCCCCGCUGCUGCUGCUGCUGCCGCUGCUGCUGCCGCCGUUGAAGACUCACAGAAAACGGGUGAAAUAUCAGCGGAGGAGUCGCUCUCAUGCGCGGGUACCGCCGAGCAGGGUGGAAGGUGUUUACGAGAGGUAGUCAACAUUCAUUUCCCGCUGGUGAGAGGACCGUGAACAGGAGCCCACCGCCUCACGGAUCUCCCCCAGCAUCCCGGUUCACACGGCGGAUUAAGGAGUCGACACACGCCGCCAGUCUGGAGGAGCGGAGUCGGAUUUACCAUCCAGUCAAGUGAGGGGGACGGACCGUACCACUUUUAGCCGCAGCGAGGGGGGGAGAGGCAGGGAGCUGCGGUGCUGUACGGAGCAUGUAAUGUAGCAGAGGGCUCGCAAUGGAGGGGACGAUGCUGACGGAGGGGCAGGAGAAGCCCCAGAAGCGGGUGAGGUUCCGAGUGGCUUCUGGGAACAGCGGCCGGGUGCUGAAGGAGAUGUUCAAGGAUGAAGGGCCUUCGGACUCCCUGGAGUCAGACUGCACCAGCAGCUCUGACACUGACAGAGCCAGCACCCCCUCCACAAGUGGAGAGCCGCAUGGACACCUGUAUGGAUACAUGGGCUCGGAGCUGGACGACAGCGGGAGCGAGCCCGAUGACCUGCUCAUGUAUGCGGGGGCCACCAAGGACUGGUCGUUCACCACCAAGAGGGUCAACAUACUCAGUAAAAAUGGGACUGUGAGGGGGGUCAAGCACAAAGUCAGCGCAGGUCAGACGCUGUUUGAAAACCUUCCCAAUUGCAACAGUUUGGAGUUGUUGCUUGAGUUUGGGCGGAUUGUCAUCUACACGACCAGUUUCCGUGUGGUGAGGACGACCUUCGAGCGCUGCGAGCUGGUCAGAAAGAUUUUCCAGAACCACAGGGUGAAGUUUGUGGAGAAGAACAUCGCCCUGAACAGCGAGUAUGGGAGGGAGUUGGAUGAGCGGUGCAAACGUGUGGGAGAACCUCCUUCGUUACCAGUUGUGUUCAUUGAUGGACACUACCUAGGGGGUGCUGAGAAAAUACUCGGUAUGAAUGAAUCAGGAGAGUUUCAAGAUCUUCUGAUAAAAAUCGAGCGGGUACAGCAUCCCCAGACGUGCCAGUCCUGUGGGGGCUUUGCCUUCAUCCCAUGCCCAACGUGCCACGGCAGCAAGAUGUCCAUAUUUCGCAACUGCUUCACGGAUUCCUUCAAAGCCCUCAAGUGCACUUCCUGCAACGAGAACGGUCUGCAGCCCUGUGUGAGCUGCAGCCGCUGAGGACGUAACGUGCCUGACCCUACGUCCUCCCUCACUUCUCUGCGACCUGAGACAGGACCCUGAACUGGACUGAAACACAGGCAGUGACGUGAAACACAGCAGGUCUCUUCUUCCGUGGCCAUUGUUAGUCAAACAAACAAGGAAUUUGUAAUAAAUCUGUGACUUUGAUAUUGAU
Molecule: messenger RNA, 1677 nt
Organism: Pleuronectes platessa (European plaice)
Lineage: Eukaryota; Metazoa; Chordata; Actinopteri; Pleuronectiformes; Pleuronectidae
Gene: grxcr1a
Product: glutaredoxin and cysteine rich domain containing 1 a
Exons: 5
Coding region: 612-1502 (296 amino acids)
Biological process (GO): sensory perception of sound
Source: RefSeq, a predicted model, not a curated record